This is a messenger RNA of Nymphaea colorata (pocket water lily), 3781 nucleotides long. Its product is annotated as protein QUIRKY. Lineage: Eukaryota; Viridiplantae; Streptophyta; Magnoliopsida; Nymphaeales; Nymphaeaceae. The coding region runs from base 180 to 3140 and encodes 986 amino acids. The record is from RefSeq and is a predicted model, not a curated record. The transcript has a single exon.
UAGAGAGUGAGGGACGCUUUUUUCCCUCCCGAUUCUUCUUCGUAAUCUCGUCACUUCCCACUUGAGAAAAGGCUUUGAUCCUUUCUCCUCUCCUGCACUUUCCCUUCCAUCAUCUGCAUCGUCACCUUCCUCUGCGCCUUCUCUCUCUCAAUCUCAAUCUCCAUGAAAACGUCAAGAAUAUGACAACCAGGAAGCUGAUCGUGGACGUGGUCGGCGCCUACGAUCUGCUGCCGAAGGAUGGCGUCGGCACCUCCAGCCCCUACGUCGUCGCCGACUUCGACGGCCAGAGGAGGCGCACACAGACCAAGUUCCGCGACCUCAAUCCCACAUGGGAUGAGACCCUCGAGUUCAUCGUCACUGAUCCGGCCUCCAUGGCCGCCGAGGACCUCGAGGUCGAGGUUUACAAUGACAAGAAGACAGGCAAUGGGCGGAAAAAUCACUUCCUCGGACGUGUCCGGAUCCCCGGCAGCCAGUUCGUUGAGAAGGGGAAGGAGGCGUUGGUCUACUUUCCGCUAGAGAGGAAGAGUUUAUUCAGCUCCAUCAAGGGGGAGCUGGGCUUGAGGAUUUACUAUGUGGACGAGCCCAAUCCGGAGCCGGCACCUCCUGACAACCCACCACCACCACCGGCGGAUACGGAGAAGCAAGAUCCGCCGCCACCACCAGCGGAACCGGAUGUGGUGCCGAGUGCGAACGCGGUACCCGAGGAGGCACCGCCGCCGCCGAAUCCAGUUCCAGUUGAUCAGACAACUCCUGGGGAGGUAAGUCCCCCUGGACCCCCUCCCCAGCAACCCCCGCCGGCACCAGAAGCCCCACAACCGGUUCCAACAACGGUACAUAUGCGGGCGGCGAGGGCGCCAAUGGCGAUGAACGGUGAAUUCGCGCCAAAGGUGCUACGAAAAUCCUCCGCUUUCCCGCCCGAAAAGGAGCUUAUGCCGGCGUACGACCUCGUGGAGCCGAUGCUGUAUCUCUUCGUAAGAAUCGUGAAAGCUCGUGGGAUCGCCGGCGGCUCCGCUGAUGCCCACGUAAAGAUCAGGGCUGGCGGGCACUGCGAGCGGAUCGGACGGGCAUUGCCAAACAAAGCAGGGGAUGUCUCCUGCCAGCCCGAAUGGCACCAGGUGUUCGCCUUCGACCGCGACCGGCUCGAUCUCUCCGGUAGCGCGGCGGCGACGCUGGAGAUCUCCAUAUGGAGCUCGGCUGGCGUCUUCCUUGGCGGCGUCUGUUUCGACUUAUCCGAAGUUCCCUUGCGCAUUCCGCCUGAUAGUCCAUUGGCGCCGCAGUGGUACCGCCUAGAUGGGAACGAAACGGUCUCCGGCGACCUCAUGCUCGCCGUGUGGAUCGGAACGCAGGCCGACGACGCCUUUCCGGAAGCCUGGCAAUCUGACGCUCCAUUUGUUCACCAUAGUCGAUCAAAGGUGUACCACUCUCCCAAACUCUGGUACCUCAGAGUCGCCAUCAUUGAAGCUCAUGAUUUGAAUCUUUCUUCUUCACCACCACCAAAAGAAAUUCGGGUGAAAAUCCAAUUGGGCUUUCAGUCAGUGAGAAGCAGACCGGGAAGGAUCACCCAUAGCUCGAUUUUGUGGAGAGAAGAUCUCAUGCUGGUCGCAGGAGAGCCGCUGGAAGAUUCGAUAAUCCUUCUUGUAGAAGAUCGCUCCUCCAAAGAAGCUUCUCUUCUUGGCCAUAUUAGUAUUCCGUUGACAACCAUUGAGCAAAGGAUCGAUGAAUCUCGGAUUGUUCCAUCAAAAUGGUUCAACCUCGAAAGCAACGGCGGCAGCGACGGUGCUGGUGGCCGAAUUCAUCUCCGCCUGUGCCUCGAAGGAGGAUACCACGUGCUCGACGAGGCCGCUCACCUCUGCAGUGACUUCCGGCCGACUGCCAAGCAGCUAUGGAAGCCACCCAUCGGCACGCUAGAACUUGGGAUCCUUGGCGCACGAGCUCUGCUGCCCAUGAAGACGAAGGGCGGACGCAAAGGAUCGACAGAUGCUUACUGCGUGGCCAAGUAUGGGAGAAAAUGGGUUCGGACUAGGACGAUUACUGACAGCUUCGAGCCGAGAUGGAACGAACAAUACACAUGGGAAGUCUACGAUCCUAGCACGGUGCUGACUCUCGGCGUAUUCGAUAACUGGCGCAUGUUCGGCGACUCGGUGGCCGAAGGGAAGCCAGAUUACCGCAUGGGCAAGGUCCGAAUUCGCCUGUCCAUGCUGGAGAGCAACAGAGUGUACACCAAUUCGUAUCCUCUGUUGGUCCUCCUGAGGUCUGGAGUGAAGAAGAUGGGGGAGAUAGAGUUGGCAGUGAGGUUUUGCUGCCCAUCUCUGAUAGAUAUGUGCUCUGUUUAUGGCCAACCCCUGCUUCCCCGCAUGCACUAUCUCUACCCCAUUGGCGUGGCGCAGCAGGAUCAGCUCAGAGGAGCAGCAAUGAAGAUGGUGGCGGCGUGGUUUGGGAGGUCAGAGCCACCACUGGGGCCAGAGGUGGUUCAGUACAUGCUUGAUACUGAUUCACAUGUUUGGAGUAUUAGAAGAAGCAAGGCAAACUGGUUUAGGAUCAUGAAUGUGCUUACCUGGGUCGUUGGAUUGGCGAGGUGGGUGGAGGAUAUCUGCCGGUGGAGGAACCGGGUGACCACCAUUCUGGUGCAUGUUUUGUUCCUGGUGUUGGUUUGGUAUCCGGAGCUGUUGAUACCGACAUUGCUGUUCUAUGUUUUCCUAAUGGGGGCAUGGUACUACAGAUUUAGGCCAAAAAUUCCGGCCGGUAUGGAUAUCCGGCUAUCCCAGGCAGAAGCCGUCGACCCUGAUGAGCUCGAUGAAGAGUUUGAUGGAGUUCCUACGUCAAAGCCACCGGAGAUUGUGAGAAUCCGGUAUGAUAGACUCAGGACAUUGGCAGCAAGGAUACAGACUGUAUUAGGGGAUUUUGCUACGCAAGGGGAGAGGUUCCAGGCAUUAUUGAGUUGGAGAGAUCCAAGAGCAACUAGACUCUGCAUUUGGAUAUGCCUGCUGGUGGCAAUUGUGCUUUACGUAGUCCCUGCAAAGAUGGUGGCUGUAGCUGGAGGGUUCUACUUGUUGAGACACCCAAUGUUCAGGGAUCCCAUGCCGCCAGCCUUCCUGAACUUCUUCCGGCGGUUGCCAAGCUUGUCAGAGCGCUUGAUGUAAGAAGGUGGCAUGGGAAUGGUUCACAAAGAAGAUCGUCAUGACAGAAUUUAUCGUUUAAAUUCCGUAUUAGCUUAAAGUGGUGUAAUUGGGAAGGUGGAUGGAAGUAGCAGUAUCAAUCUUAAGUAGUGCCUUGAGAAUUGAAUGCAGAACGAAGUCCAAUAUGAGGAUUAUGUAUACAAGUAGAGCAUACGAGGCAUGAGGAAAGGGAAGCAGCAAGCCAUUGAUGUUCGUGUGAAGACCAGGCUGCCGAGUGCAACGUUUGGUAAGAAUAAGCUGGAGAGAGAGAGAGAGAGAGAGAGAGAGAGUCGGCCUUCUGUUUUUUCAGAUUAGUGCAUAUACUUGUUCUGUUGAGAGAAAUACGGAGGGAUAUUUCUGAAAUUUUGUAAUAAUCAAAGAAGGAUGAGUGAACGAAUAAUCAGAAGAGCUGGUUUACAAAAUCUCUUCAAAUUGUUUUAGUGGCUGCUCUAAGUUUGCUAAUGCAUUUACCUUGUCAACAUAGAAGUUGCAUGUUUAUUACGCCUUGAUUUGAGACUACACCUUGAUGUAGAAACUUCUUUUCCUCUGUUUUAGUUCGACGAUUAGAAUCAAUUCGAGAAUCUGGAAUCUUGCUUUGCUUGCAGCAGCACAAGGAGCACCCUGCA